Symbiodinium sp. CCMP2592 is the source of this 1065-nucleotide messenger RNA. The record is from the annotation of a GenBank genome assembly. Lineage: Eukaryota; Dinophyceae; Suessiales; Symbiodiniaceae.
AUGGACUUGGCCGACAGCGGAAGUGAUGCUGAGUGCCUUCUCCUGGCAGAAGCAGGGAAUCAAGACACUGCCGUUGACGUUGCAACCCCUGUGGCAUUGGUCACGGCAUUUCGUGUGAUGUACAUGGCAGUGUCUCAUAUUCAAGAGCUGAGAGGGUAUGAUCUUGUGAGUCAAUCCUUGCUGGCCCGUGGCUGUGCUGCAACAACCCACUUUUCCGGUGUGGGCUGCGUCGAAGUGGCAGCAAACCUGCUGCACAAUGCAGUUGCAGCCAGUGUUCAGGGUGCCAUGCCUCUACGGUUCGUGGCUGCUUGUGACUCCAGUCGGCACUGUGCCAAUGUGUUGAUUGCCAGAGGUCAUGGCUGCGUGUUUCGAGACAUGCGUUUGGUCAUCUCCGAUGCUGGCACAGCGGGCACGACAUAUGCGGAAGUCCUUUCUUCGAAGGAGACGCGUCCGCGUCUUUAUUUUGCGCUAGUCCGUCGUGACUGCCUUCUGCCUGGAACGGACGUGGCUGACAAUUAUCAGUUUGUCUGUGAGCAGCUUCGUGCGCACAUGGCUUUGCACGGUGCUCCGACAAUUGCGGAUAUUUGCCGUGCCUCACCAAAGCAGUGGCUGGUGAUUGAAGAAAAUCGAGCCAGGUCUAGGAGGAAGAUGUCACCGCCGGUGACCGUGUCUGGUGUGUCUUGGGCAUAUCUCCUGACACGAAACCAGGCAAACUUUGAGAGCAGGUACAGGUGUGAGCUGGCCUACUGCUGCCAGGACCCAGACCGCCGGCCGGUGACUUCGGGUGCCAAACGGCAGAUCCCGACCAUCCGUCAUGGAAGUGCCUUGCUGUGGUCUCCGAUGCUUCAACGGUGGCUGAUUCCCAACGAACUGUUGGUGGCCAGUGGCUUCCCGCUCUUGCCUGCAAUAGCACGUGCCAGUGGAGUUCCCGUCGACGAGGUGUCUUUGCAGUGGCUGACACCCAGUGAUGUAGGCAAUGGAAUGCACAUCUUUCAGGUCGGAGUAUUUUUGGCGAGUAUCCUGAGCUGUGUUUCUGCCGGGAAGUGCGACGCACCGAUGGCCUAG